AUGGGUCUGAAGCUGCCUGAGUACAGACUUUGUCUCCUGCUGCUGCUGGGACUUGUCCUAACGCUUGUUUCAUGCCAGCCAUCGACCUCUUCCCAGAAGUUUGACAUCCAGCAUAUCUAUAAGAAAGCCUCUCCCAAAUGUGAUGAUGCAAUGCGGGUCGUUAACAAGUAUACAGGAAAAUGUAAGGACUUGAAUACUUUUCUUCAUACAACUUUUGCUGAUGCUGUCCGUGUGUGUCACAAUCCACCUAAGACUUGCAAAGACGGGAAACGUACAAAUUGUCAUGAUAGUUCAUCUAAGGUAUCUGUAACUAUCUGUAAACUCACAAAAUGGGCAAGGAAGUAUACCCAAUGCAGAUACAAAACAACAGGAGCAAAGAAGUCCUACACAGUUGCCUGUGACCCCAGAACUCCACGGGACAGUCCCAGGUAUCCAGUGGUUCCGGUUCACUUGGAUCGGCUAUUUUAG
This is a messenger RNA of Mus caroli (Ryukyu mouse), 468 nucleotides long. RefSeq names its product ribonuclease 2B-like. Lineage: Eukaryota; Metazoa; Chordata; Mammalia; Rodentia; Muridae. Gene Ontology annotation, molecular function: nucleic acid binding; RNA nuclease activity. Gene Ontology annotation, biological process: chemotaxis; innate immune response in mucosa; defense response to Gram-positive bacterium. The record is from RefSeq and is a predicted model, not a curated record.